CUGCAGACACCACCUUUCCUGGCUGGUCCCUCUGAGCUCCAGACACCAUGAGCCCUUCCUCCUGUAAGGUGUCCUGGGCCGCCGUGACGCUGCUGCUGCUGCUGCUGCUGCCGCCCGCCCUGCUGUCGCCCUGGGCGGCCGCCCAGCCCCUGCCUGACUGCUGCCGCCAGAAGACGUGCUCCUGCCGCCUCUACGAGCUGCUGCACGGCGCGGGCAACCACGCGGCGGGCAUCCUCACCCUGGGCAAGCGGCGGCCCGGGCCCCCGGGGCUCCAGGGCCGGCUGCAGCGCCUCCUGCAGGCCAACGGCAACCACGCGGCGGGCAUCCUGACCAUGGGCCGCCGCGCAGGCGCAGACCCGGCGCCGCGCCCCUGCGCCGGGCUCCGCUGCCCCGCGGUGGCCGCAGCGUCCGUCGCGCCGGGGGGGCCGCCCGGGCUCUAA
Molecule: messenger RNA, 440 nt
Organism: Talpa occidentalis (Iberian mole)
Lineage: Eukaryota; Metazoa; Chordata; Mammalia; Eulipotyphla; Talpidae
Gene: HCRT
Product: hypocretin neuropeptide precursor
Exons: 2
Coding region: 48-440 (130 amino acids)
Biological process (GO): neuropeptide signaling pathway; feeding behavior
Source: RefSeq, a predicted model, not a curated record